Messenger RNA from Talaromyces atroroseus, 330 nucleotides. RefSeq lists its product as hypothetical. The transcript is spliced from 2 exons. The record is from RefSeq and is a predicted model, not a curated record. The coding region runs from base 1 to 330 and encodes 109 amino acids. NCBI's taxonomy places the organism in Eukaryota, Fungi, Ascomycota, Eurotiomycetes, Eurotiales, Trichocomaceae.
AUGGCCGAGAUCGAAGACCCAGGAAUUGCAGUUGAUGAUAUUUUGGACAAUCAAUCAAAGCUUGAGGAAAAGGCAAAAAUUGAGACAGGAGAAGAUGUUGUGGCAGACACAGACUGGGAAGUUGUGAAUCGAUUCGAGUCGCUCGAUACUGUCCGCGCCGUCCUUUUACAACAACGUACACCAGGUGGCAUUGUUAGAGUGAACGGAAAUCCUUCCAGACAUACCUUGACAAGCAGGGUUACCGGGACAGUUCUAGUCGCUGCUAGAUCGGGCGAGAAGAUCACACUUGUUGGGAAUCCAUAUGUCCUUCGAUUCCGGCGACGUCAGUGA